Molecule: messenger RNA, 2755 nt
Organism: Helianthus annuus (common sunflower)
Lineage: Eukaryota; Viridiplantae; Streptophyta; Magnoliopsida; Asterales; Asteraceae
Product: transcription factor bHLH157
Exons: 9
Coding region: 443-2377 (644 amino acids)
Biological process (GO): regulation of DNA-templated transcription
Molecular function (GO): protein dimerization activity; DNA-binding transcription factor activity
Source: RefSeq, a predicted model, not a curated record
CCCACCCUUAAACAAAUUGCAUCUUUCUGACUCAUACCAGAGAUCCUUUAAUAGCAAGAGAAUUUUAGCUUUGUUUUCUCACAGAAUAACAGCUUUUUCUACACCACUUGAAGUCCUUUUAUGUAUAUUAUUUCUUUAACUUAUAUAUUUUUAGUCCUUGAAUGUAAGCUUCAAAAACCAGAAACUGUUUUCUCUUUUGGCAGUGUAACAACAACAACAACAACACAUCAUAUUAGUAACCCUUCAUUUUUGGAAAAACAAAGAUCUCAUCUUUGGCUUUUUCUGAUCAAACCUCACUAGAAAAACACACAUAUUACCUUCCCAAAGCACUUAUUUCAAGUGGGGUUUGCAAUCUUUGUCUAGUGGAAGGAGAACAAGACCUCCCUUUUGUUUGCUUUCUUGGAGAAGAAAACCAGUUUCUUUUUGGGAUCUUUCUGUGCAAAUGGCUACAACACUAAGAGAUUCAACUGUUACUAAUGUCAUCAAGAAUCUGUGUCUCUCUUAUGGAUGGUCUUAUGGUGUUUUCUGGAGCUUUGACCAGUCAAAUUCCAUAAUGUUGGCUAUGCAAGAUGCUUACUUUGAAGACCAGAUCAAAGGUGUUAUUGAUGAUUUGCUUUUACAUUCACCCAUGUUUGGAGGAGGGUUAAUUGGACAGGCUGCUUUAACUAAAAAGCACCUAUGGAUAUCCUCAAAAGAUAAUUACAUAGGACAAAGUUCUUCAGGUUCAAUCUGGGAUAUGUUUCAGGAUGAUUCGAAACUUUUUCGGCAAUUUUCUUCCGGUAUAGAGACAAUUGCAGCAAUCCCUGUGGAACCACAAGGAGUGGUACAAUUUGGGUCCACUAAUAAGAUUAUGGAGAAUGAAGAGUUUAUAAAUCAUACAAAAAGAAUAUUUAAUGAACUUGUUAAUGGUAAUGUACCAACAAGUUCAUGCUCUUCACCGGAUAGAUUGUUCGCCUCCUUGAUAUCAUCCGAAGAUAACUAUUCGAUCAACCAAACGUCUUUCGACUUUCCACAACAAUCAUUUUCGACGGCUUCACACUCGCAAUUACAAUCCAUGUUUCUUGAUCAUAAUCAGUCUACUAGUUUGACUUCCUUCAAGGAACCGCUUCAUGAUAUGUUUAACAUACCGAUGGACUUUGGAUCCAUGGAUGAAUUUUUCCAAACAGGCGAUUUCAAUGUCACAGUUAAUGAUCACUUGUUAUCGCAAGCCACAGGGUUUCUUCCCAUCAGUUACGAUGAACAAGUCGAUCCUUUGACUAUUUCUGGUACCGACGUUGGCAUGUUUGGAAAUACAGGAGAUUUAGGAGACAUUAUCACACCUGUUAUAAAUGGAAAUCAAUUAGGUUACAACUCAUAUAACUCAGGGUCUAUAUCGGUCCCAAAGUCAGCUCAAAGUAUCGGUAAUGACACGACUACCCCUCCUCCAAAGAACGGUUUGUUCUCCAAUCUUGGGAUUAAGGAGCUUUUCGAGGGUGUUUCUGGUACUUCAACAUCUUGCGUUGAGGAUCAAGUGUCGUCGUGUUCGAAAAGAAGGAAAACUGGGAAUCCCAUAUGGGAAAUGGGUCCGUUACAGCCCGGUGUGUAUAACAAGAGUUUUGGGCAGAAAAGGGAGCCCAUUCUUAAGUCAGAGCCAUGGUUGGGUGAUGGUUAUAGCAAUGAUGAUUCAAGCACAAUAUUGCAAGCGAAGAAGCAAGUCGAACCUACAAAGCCUACGAAGAAAAAGGCUAAACCAGGGACUCGACCGAGGCCCAAAGACCGGCAGAUGAUCUUGGACCGAAUGGCUGAGUUACGAGAACUCAUCCCCAAUGGUGAAAAGAUGAGCAUAGACUGUUUGUUGGAUCGAACGAUCAAACACAUGCUUUUCUUGCAAAGUGUAACAAAACAUGCUGACAGAAUCAAACAAGUUGAUGAACCAAAGGGUGUCACGCAGAAUGAUUAUCCGAAUGAUCCAAGCAACAACGGUGUGACAUGGGCAUGUGAAGUGGGAAAUCAAUCGAUGAUGUGUCCCUUGAUAGUUGAGGACCUUAGUACCCCGGGACAAAUGCUAAUAGAGAUGAUCUGUGAAGAACAUGGGUUUUUUCUUGAAAUAGUGGAUAUAAUCCGGGGAUUCGGUUUGACCAUUUUGAAGGGUGUCAUGGAAGCUCGCGAGGAAAAGAUAUGGGCUCGUUUCGUAGUUGAAGCCGAGGCGAAAAGGCAUGUGACAAGGCAUGAGAUAUUUGCAGCACUUGUUCAACUUCUACAAACAUUGGGAUCUAACGACAAUCGUCUUGAUAAAAAGAUUAUGCAAACCGGGAACUCCCUACUCAACGAUUUCCAUCACAACGAGAUGCAACUUCCCGUAAGUUUGGCGGACACAAGGUAUCUCGUGGACUUAUAACCUUGUUUUUAAGGAUACCAUGAGCAUUGACUACCAUGAUUGGUAUUCUGGGAAGAACGCCAAACGAGUAGCGGUUUUGGCAAGAGUUAGAAAAUGAAGCUGUGGAUGUGGGUUGAAUUUGCCUAGUGCAAGGAGGGUUAGUUAUGAUUUAGGUUCAUAUUAGUGGCUUUGUCUUUUUUUUUUUUUUUUUUUUUUUUUUUUUUUUUUUUGUUGGGUUGUUGCCCAUUGUUUUUUAGUUUCGAUUUGUUAGUGUCUUUUUCGUUGGCAUCUUUCCGACAGUUUUCAGCGUAUAAAUGUUCAUAGUCUGAAACUAACAAGAAAGAACCAAUAUGAUUUGUAGACCUUGUGAUUAUAUAUGAGCUUUGGUUGCUUUUUAAA